Messenger RNA from Rotaria sordida, 621 nucleotides. NCBI's taxonomy places the organism in Eukaryota, Metazoa, Rotifera, Eurotatoria, Philodinida, Philodinidae. The record is from the annotation of a GenBank genome assembly.
AUGGCAUCGUAUGCUUACCGUCAAGAACCAUCUGCACCACCUAUGUAUCCAGAAGUUAAUGAUAUUCGUCCAGUACUACCUGUUCGAUCUGAACUUAAUCGACAUCCACAAGAAGAAACUCUUUUACCACCUAGAGUACCAGUACGUAUGGAUAAACCAACAUCUCGUUCACCUGUCGAUGCUGGAUUAAGAAGGGAUGAUAAUGAGGGAAAUACUGGUGAUACAAAUAAUGAUUUUGCAUAUAACUAUAAUCGUUAUGCAACAAAAAAGACAAUCGGUCAUUUCUUUAUGAUAGUGGCUUUACUUACAAGUAAUGUUAUGCAAUUACGAACAUUAAUAUUACAAAAACAACAUGAUAGCAUAUGGAUAAUAUCUCUAGUACUUGCUUGUAUAUCGAUUUUAUUUCAAAUUGGUUUAAUUUUUAUUCUAUAUAUUAUUGCUAAAGGUGAUAUAAGAAAUUCUCAAAAACAAAUCCAACUAGAACGAUAUAAUAAUUUUGCAUUAAUUAUUAUAAUAUUUAUAGCUAUUAUUAAUGUUAUUAUUAAUAUAUUUAUGUUAACAAUAAAUUCAAAAAGUUUUCUAGAUACACGUGCAUUAGAAAUAUUACAAAAUCAGAAUUAA